This is a messenger RNA of Microdochium trichocladiopsis, 826 nucleotides long. RefSeq lists its product as uncharacterized. NCBI's taxonomy places the organism in Eukaryota, Fungi, Ascomycota, Sordariomycetes, Xylariales, Microdochiaceae. The transcript has a single exon. The record is from RefSeq and is a predicted model, not a curated record. The annotation marks the transcript as partial.
GGUUCGUCGUCACCCAGGCAUUUGCAUUCCGAGACCGGGCUUGAGGACCGUGAAGAAAACACUCGGUUCCACGAAACCAAGCACCAGUGAUUGCCUUACAGCAGUUGACAGAUGUCCAAAACCAAAAAACAAAUCGCGCCAUCACUCGGCAGUACCGUGCAGGGGCCCUGCCUGCUUCGUUCCAAGGUGCUGUCGCAGACACAAUCACGAUUAGGUUUUCGCUUGCUGGUACCAGGGAAGGAAGGCAGGAUCCGUCCAGGGACCAUUAGAUCCCUUUGGAAGUCUCGUUGGAUGUUCCCUGCGCGGCCGACAAAUCAAUGUCUGGGACCCCGGCGAGGAGGUUCCGGUGCGGCGCGAGGAACUUUUCGCAAUCAAUGUGCAGAGCAGGCACGCAUCGCCGCUUUGUCUGUCUCGACCCUGCAAUUGUACGACAGGCCAGACAGCCCGACACUGGGCCCGAAACCGAGACAACGUUGCCGUCAAUCUGGGUACUUCGCAUGUUUCCGGAGGGAUGCGCAGGAUGGCGGCAUCCUGCAUAACCUCGGGAUCUUGGUCAAGGGUUUCCUCAUGCACGACAUGUAUUCUGCUUCAGUCUUUGCCGCCGCACGCUACCUUGGCUCUGCCGCUGGCAAGGAACGGGUUGGGGAGAAAAAAAAAGCCAACGGUCUGGUGCCGUCACAGAGUCAUGAGCACUUGAAUGCAAGGUUUUCCGCUGUGCCCUCCACACCACCAUCCUAGCCAUCAAGAACGGCGACUAUUGACGACCUAGUGUUAAGGUUGUGCGUUCGCGCGCUGCAUCGUUAGUGCAGGACCAUCCCCACGGGAC